Castor canadensis (American beaver) is the source of this 2063-nucleotide messenger RNA. RefSeq names its product solute carrier family 2 member 8 (gene Slc2a8). NCBI's taxonomy places the organism in Eukaryota, Metazoa, Chordata, Mammalia, Rodentia, Castoridae. Gene Ontology annotation, cellular component: membrane. Gene Ontology annotation, biological process: D-glucose transmembrane transport. Gene Ontology annotation, molecular function: D-glucose transmembrane transporter activity. The record is from RefSeq and is a predicted model, not a curated record.
GGUUCGGACAUCAGACCUGGCCGGGCUCGCGUUGAACUCUGAUAUGACGCCCGAGGACCCGGAGGAAACCCAGCCGCUGCUGAGACCGCCGGGAGACAGCGCUCCCCGCGGCCGCCGGGUCUUCCUCGCCGCCUUUGCGGCUGCCCUGGGCCCGCUCAGCUUCGGUUUCGCGCUCGGCUACAGCUCCCCGGCCAUCCCGAGCCUACGGCGUGCUGCGCCCCCGGCCCCGCGCCUCGAUGACACUUCGGCCUCCUGGUUUGGGGCCAUCGUGACCCUGGGCGCCGCGGCGGGGGGCGUGCUGGGCGGCUGGCUCGUGGACCGCGCGGGCCGCAAGCUGAGCCUCCUGCUCUGCGCCGUGCCCUUCGUGGUCGGCUUUGCGGUCAUCGCCGCGGCGCAGGACGUGUGGAUGGUGCUCGGGGGCCGCCUCCUCACCGGCCUGGCCUGCGGCGUCGCCUCCUUGGUGGCCCCGGUAUACAUCUCAGAGAUCGCCUACCCAGCAGUCCGGGGUCUGCUUGGCUCCUGUGUGCAGCUGAUGGUCGUCAUUGGCAUCCUCCUGGCCUACCUGGCAGGCUGGGUCCUGGAGUGGCGCUGGCUGGCCGUGCUGGGCUGUGGGCCCCCCUCCCUCAUGCUGCUGCUCAUGUGUUGCAUGCCCGAGACCCCCCGCUUCCUCCUCACUCAGCACAAGCGCCAGGAGGCCAUGGCCGCCCUGCAGUUCCUGUGGGGCUCUGAACAGGGCUGGGAAGAGCCCCCCAUCGGGGCCGAGCACCAGGGCUUCCAGCUGGCCCUGCUGAGGCACCCUGGCAUCUACAAGCCCUUUGUCAUCGGCAUUUCACUCAUGGCCUUCCAGCAGCUGUCAGGGGUCAAUGCCAUCAUGUUCUAUGCAGAGACCAUCUUUGAGGCGGCCAAGUUCAAGGACAGCAGCCUGGCCUCAGUCACCGUGGGCAUCAUCCAGGUUCUGUUCACAGCUGUUGCGGCCCUCAUCAUGGACAGAGCAGGACGGAGGCUGCUUCUAACCUUGUCAGGUGUGGUCAUGGUGUUCAGCACAAGCGCCUUCGGCACCUACUUCAAGCUGACCCAGGGUGGCACGGGCAACUCCUCCCACGUGGACCUCUUGGUGCCUGUCUCUGUGGAGCCUGUCAAUGGCAGUGUGGGGCUGGCCUGGUUGGCCGUGGGCAGCAUGUGCCUCUUCAUUGCUGGUUUCGCCGUGGGCUGGGGGCCCAUCCCCUGGCUGCUCAUGUCUGAGAUCUUUCCUCUGCAUGUCAAGGGUGUGGCCACUGGUGUCUGUGUCCUCACCAACUGGCUUAUGGCCUUCCUGGUGACAAAAGAGUUCAGCAGUCUCAUGGAGGUCCUCAGGCCCUAUGGAGCCUUCUGGCUCGCUUCUGCCUUCUGUAUCAUCAGUGUCCUUUUCACUUUGUUCUGUGUCCCUGAAACCAAAGGAAAGACUCUGGAACAAAUCACAGCCCAUUUUGAGGGGUGAUGACAGCCUUUCUGUGUGUGGUGACCCCUGAGCUGGGCUGGCCUUGCCUGUGACUCUUAACUGGGCCUCAGCUUUAGCCUGGAGCCCCUGACUGCCCCAGGCCCAGGGAGAACUGGAACCCAGGACCACAACCCUUUGGGCCUGGGCCUCAGGGCCUCUUCCUGUCCAGUCACCCAGGCUGGGAGGUUCACCAGGUCUGGGUCCCAUGUCUGCUGCUGCCUGCACCCGCCGAACUGCUCAGAGGAGCUCUGCCAUCCUGUGCAGCCCUGGGCACAUCGUCACGACACUCAAGCAGGUGAAGACAGUUGAGGCCUCUUGGCUCCCAAUUUCUGACUGGAGGUGCUUUUGGAGGCCAGGUCCUGGACACCUGCUUGUUUGCUCACGUGUCUGCAUCAUUAGGAAGGAACUUUGCCAAAUAAAAGAUUUCACUCAGAAAUCAGGUCAUGCUGUCUGUGUGCCCAGCUUGAGAAGGGGGUGUUCCCUUUGCUUCCGUAAACCUGGCCCUCCUGCAUCCUGCCUGUGAGUUCACCUCCACAUCAGCCACGCUGACCCUCGGCACUUGGAGGCCAUGUCUGGCUCCUUUCUU